Momordica charantia (bitter melon) is the source of this 475-nucleotide messenger RNA. Lineage: Eukaryota; Viridiplantae; Streptophyta; Magnoliopsida; Cucurbitales; Cucurbitaceae. The record is from RefSeq and is a predicted model, not a curated record.
GAAAAAAGAAAAAAGAAAAAAAUCCUCUCUCUCAAAAUGAAGUUUUCCGCUGCAAUUUUUCUGCUUCUACUGAUUUUUGGCACUGGGAUGGCGCCGAUGGUUGCGGAGGCGAGGGUCUGUGAAUCUCAGAGCCACAACUUCAAAGGGCUAUGCUUUAGUGGAACCAACUGCGCCAGUGUCUGCAAGACAGAGGGCUUCCAUGGCGGCCACUGCAGGGGCUUCCGCCGCCGGUGCUUCUGCACAAAGCACUGCGUUUGAAAUUCAAUAAUCAUCAAUCCAUCCUGAUGAACACCGAUUGUCUAUCUGUAAAAGUAAAAACACUACUUGAAAAGUACUUCUUGGAGCAUUUCAGAAUAAAGUGGCCAUCUUUGGCCCAUUGUUACUUUUUAGUUCUGCCUUAAUGUUUGUGUUUGUGUUAGCUUGGAUUUUAUGCAAUAAUAAUAAAUUAUGUAUUCCUAGAUGGUGUAUUUUCUUA